Molecule: messenger RNA, 6106 nt
Organism: Peromyscus maniculatus bairdii (prairie deer mouse)
Lineage: Eukaryota; Metazoa; Chordata; Mammalia; Rodentia; Cricetidae
Gene: Acsl6
Product: acyl-CoA synthetase long chain family member 6
Biological process (GO): long-chain fatty acid metabolic process
Cellular component (GO): endoplasmic reticulum; membrane
Molecular function (GO): long-chain fatty acid-CoA ligase activity
Source: RefSeq, a predicted model, not a curated record
CUCCUCACAGAGCUGCUCUGUGCCUUGGUCCCUGCAGGACUUGCUCCCACAGCCACCGGGGAGCCACUGUUCCCACAGUUAAUGCCUACUACCACCCAGCUUCUCAGGGCAGGCGGCUGUUGCCAUCAGCUGUCCCCAGGGGCAGGGCCUUCGCAACUUUUGUACUUUGAUCAAGAUGUGGUAACCUCUUUCCCUGGGCUCCAUAAGCCCUAGAAAGGGAGGCUGGUUCUAGCAGGACCAGCUCAACCACCUCCUCAGUGUCCGGAGCCUGCUGGAAAGAGAUUAUCCUCUCACUUCUGGAGAAGAUGCAGACCCAGGAGAUCCUGAGGAUCCUGCGACUGCCCGAGCUAGGGGACUUGGGCCAGUUUUUCCGCAGCCUCUCAGCCACCACCCUCGUGAGCAUGGGUGCUCUGGCUGCCAUCCUCGCCUACUGGCUCACUCACCGGCCGAAGGCUUUGCAGCCGCCAUGCAACCUCCUGAUGCAGUCAGAAGAAGUGGAGGACAGCGGUGGAGCUCGGCGAUCUGUGAUUGGGGGCAGCACUCAGUUGCUUACCCACUACUACGAUGAUGCCCGGACAAUGUACCAGGUGUUCCGCCGUGGGCUUAGCAUCUCAGGGAAUGGGCCCUGUCUUGGCUUCCGGAAGCCACAUCAGCCUUACCAGUGGCUUUCCUACCAAGAGGUGGCCAACAGGGCUGAAUUUCUGGGGUCAGGACUCCUCCAGCAUGAAUGUAAAGUGGGCACAGAGCAGUUCAUUGGUGUUUUUGCACAGAAUCGGCCAGAGUGGAUCAUUGCAGAGCUGGCCUGCUACACGUAUUCCAUGGUGGUGGUCCCGCUCUAUGACACCCUGGGCCCAGGGGCUAUUCGCUACAUCAUCAAUACAGCGGACAUCUGCACGGUGAUCGUGGAUAAACCUCAGAAGGCCAUACUUCUGCUGGAGCACGUGGAGAGGAAGGAGACUCCGGGGCUCAAGCUGAUCAUCCUCAUGGAGCCAUUUGAUGAUGCCCUGAAAGAGAGAGGACAGAAGUGUGGGGUGAACAUCAAGUCUAUACAGGCCGUAGAGGACUGUGGCCAAGAGAAUCACAAGGCCCCCGUGCCCCCACGGCCUGAUGACCUCUCUAUCGUGUGUUUCACGAGUGGUACAACAGGGAACCCCAAAGGUGCGAUGCUCACCCAUGGGAACGUGGUGGCUGAUUUCUCGGGCUUUCUGAAAGUGACAGAGAGUCAGUGGGCCCCCACUCGUGCGGAUGUGCACUUUUCCUAUUUGCCUUUAGCCCACAUGUUUGAGCGAAUGGUGCAGUCUGUUGUCUACUGCCAUGGAGGCCGCGUGGGCUUUUUCCAGGGAGACAUCCGCCUCCUCUCAGAGGACAUGAAGGCUCUCCACCCCACCAUCUUUCCUGUGGUCCCACGGCUGCUGAAUCGGAUGUAUGACAAGAUCUUCCACCAGGCAGACACUUCACUAAAGCGGUGGCUCCUGGAGUUCGCAGCGAAGAGAAAGCAGGCCGAGGUCCGGAGUGGAAUCAUCAGGAACAACAGCAUCUGGGAUGAACUCUUCUUCAGUAAGAUCCAGGCCAGUCUUGGUGGGCACGUGAGGAUGAUUGUUACUGGAGCAGCCCCCGCAUCGCCAACAGUCCUGGGGUUCCUACGAGCAGCUCUGGGGUGCCAGGUCUAUGAAGGUUAUGGGCAAACUGAAUGCACAGCUGGAUGUACCUUCACAACGCCAGGAGACUGGACCUCAGGGCACGUAGGGGCACCUCUGCCUUGCAAUCACAUCAAGCUGGUUGAUGCAGAGGAACUCAACUACUGGACCAGCAAAGGAGAGGGAGAGAUAUGUGUGAAAGGCCCAAAUGUGUUCAAAGGCUACUUAAAAGAUGAGGACAGGACAAAGGAGGCCCUGGACAGCGACGGCUGGCUUCACACUGGGGACAUCGGGAAAUGGCUGCCGGAGGGAACGCUUAAAAUCAUCGAUCGAAAAAAGCACAUAUUUAAACUUGCUCAGGGGGAGUACGUUGCACCAGAGAAGAUUGAGAACAUCUACAUCCGGAGUGAGCCUGUGGCACAAAUCUAUGUCCAUGGGGACAGCUUAAAGGCCUUUUUGGUUGGCAUUGUCGUGCCUGACCCUGAAGUCAUGCCUGCCUGGGCUCAUAAGAAAGGAAUCAGAGGGACCUAUCAGGAGCUUUGCGCAAAUCAGGAGCUGAAGAAAGCCAUUCUGGACGACAUGGUGGCGCUGGGGAAGAAAAGUGGACUCCAUUCCUUUGAACAGGUUAAAGCCAUUUACAUCCAUUGUGACAUGUUCUCAGUUCAAAACGGUUUGCUGACACCAACACUAAAGGCUAAGAGACCCGAGCUGAGAGAGUACUUCAAAAAACAAAUAGAAGAGCUUUACUCGGUCUCCAUGUGAAGCCCCAGGGGGGCUCUUCUCAGUCCAGUGAACUUUGCAGCAAUAGUAUGGUCAUUCUUGAAAGAGAGGAAUCGGAGUGACAGAGCCGAUAAGGAACGAGCAUCCGAUCUUGCGACUGAGCCUUUCCUGACCCGUGAAGUCUCUAACAAUAUUUUCUCUACCAUCACCAAGUAUACUUUAUUUUUAUUAAAUGAUAUUGUAGCAAGCUGCUAAAAAAUAUCGCAAAUGGCAAUGUAAAAACAAAUCAAGACACUUUCUCAAGAACUGUGUACCACUAAAAGUAAUAUAUUCGCAAUGUUCACAGAAUUCCAUUAAACAUAAAGGAAAAAAACGUAACUGAUAUAUUGUACUUAAUUAUUUGUGGAAUAAUAACCAGAUACAGCGAAUGUCUAGGCAAUGUGGACUACCUCAUUAAAUAACCAUCAAAGGUCGCAGUGAGGCCAGACUCAAAACUUAAAGCAAGAUGUGGGAAGUCACGCCCAAACAAAACAUGGUAGUUUGCAUGUGACCUGACUCCCAUCCUUUAACAUGACCAUCCUUGUUGAUGCAAAAGCCUUCUGUCUGAUUUUUACUUUUAUAUGGAAAAUGGAAAUGUAGAUGUUCUUUUUAAAAGUAUUAUAUUUAUUUAAUAACUCCCAAAGUUCUUUCAGUACAUUUUCUCAUUGAUUAAACUCACUGAAAUAUUCAGAAUCUACGUACAAAACUACAUAUAGGGUGUGUGUCUUUACGGAAUUCUUACCAUAACAAAGCUUAAAGGAUAGCUUCUGACUGCAGCAAAUGGAGCCGUGGCAAACACUCAGGGGAAGGAAGACGCUCAGUGAUUUCUCGGGGUGGGUGACAGUCCGUGUACUUGUGUUCCUGCUAGAAUCUUUACCCUUUCCAUUUUCAGUACGUCUGUGCCAAGUCUGGGAAACACAGUAUGGCUGAAAUUCUGAACAACUUUGCUUUCCUUAUUAUAACUAUUAAGGCAAAUGUGAGGAGGAAUAGAUGCUAUUUCCAAAUAACUCUUCAAUGACACGAUAUGGAAGCACUUCUUCAAAAUUUUCCUAGAAAACUAUUUAAAUCCAACAUAGAGCAAGAUCUGCUAAUGGUGUAAUUCCAUUCUUAGAAUCUCUAGAUGCUCCUAAGUUUGACCAUUAAACCUUAAUUGUACCACAUAUUUAGAUGCAUCCUGAAUCUGGGUGCCAUGAUUCUAAUGUCACUAAAAGCCUCGAUACCAUGGACAGCGCAAUUCAGGCCGGCAUUAUACAUUCUGUGCCUGAGGAGAGCAAGGUCCCUAGGGAAGUCUUUCUUUUCUGUUGGAACAGGACUCUGAAAGUAUAUGGAGAAUUCAUGCAGUUCACAUGACCUUUACAAAUACAUAUGUGAUCAGUGUGGCAGGACAAGAACUCCUUAGACCUGGAGGAAUUCCAACUUGGUUUGUAGGUGAAUGUUGUCAGUCAGAACCUGCAUCAUCAUGCAGGCCUGUUGGAUGGUCCCAACCUGUUUGUAGGUGAAUGUUAUCAGUUAGAACCUGCAUCACCAUGCAGGCCUGUUGGAUGAUCUACAUCAUUGAUCAUACAUGUGUUUCAAUCAUGCUGAGUCUUGACCUCAGCUUCAAUUGAUGUAGUUAUUCGGGUACAUUUUUUUUUUGAUUCAGGUACAUUCCUUGGGCAUAAUCUCUCUGAAGACUCAUUGUUGCACUUAUAAAUUUGAUUUUGAAUAAAUGAGCAAAUUCUGUUCACAUUAAUUUGUUUCACAGGGUGGAAGAUCAAAACCAGGGCCUCGCACAUGCUAGGCAAGUGCUGUCCCACUGAGCUCCACUCCCAGUGUGCAUUAAAUUUGGAAGACAUUUCUGACUAGACAAAUAACACAUCCAAAGCCACAUGUGGGAAGCACUGGCUUUUUAGAUACUUAAUACAUAUUUGAUAAUUAAAGUUGAAGGUCAUUACCUGAAUUAGAUACUCAUAUUAUUUUAAGGGCAAGCAGUUCUGCACUUCAAAUAAAAGAAGCUGUUUUCCAUUGUCCUACUUGACUAAAAUCUCAUAACUGACUUUGAUUCCAACAGAAUUUUUGAACAGUGCAAUUUAAGCAAAUGAUUUAUCCAUAUUCUAUUUAUUCUUCAUUGUUGUUAGAUGUGAUUAAAUAUGGACAACCUUUGUUUGUUGCUUGUCUCUCAAAAGAUUUUGCAUUUCUGUUGAACUUCCCCAAUCUGGGUGGGAACUAUCACACUCCAUGGGAGGGUGCAGAUGUGCUUAGAAAGCCAACGGCGGGCCCUGAAUGCAUUGUAUGCUCUCUUGCUCCUCUGUGAAACACUACUUACGUUUGUAACAAGAAAGAAAUGAAACAGCAUGUCAUCAGUGGAAAAAUCCUUCUUGCUUCAUAUUUCCCAACCUUAUCUCAGGUGAUGAAAAAUAAGUUUGUGUUUCUCUUUGACCAAUAUAGGAUAAAAGCUAAGUGCUUAAGAACUUGUCAUAAUCCCAAUGGGCACCACAUACUGUUUCAAGUCUGGAGGUCGCAGAGACUAGAUUCCUUAAUCAUAAAUAUGUUCUUAAAUGUUUGGCAUUUGUAUCUAUUUGCCAUUCAAAUGUGUUCUUAAUUCUCACUUUUUUUUUUAACAAAUCAACCCAAUUUGGGCAAACACUACAAAACAAAUAUAUGCAUUGCCCCCAUUAGCCACAAAAGAUGUCUUUAUACAUAGUAUUGAGACAUCCCCUCCAGAUGGUAGAGAAGACUGGUAGGGUGUGGUAUGCAGGCCUAGCUCCAUGUAUUAGGAUCUCAAACUCAGAGGUUCAAGGAGUAGCCAUACCCUGUCUUCCUCACAAGCCUGAGGAGGGGGACCCUAAAAGUCUCCAUUGAGAGUUUUACAGCCAGGUAAUGUUUUAGCAAUUUGAAAUCAGCACUUAAAAUUUGAUUGUAUUGUCCAUGAGAGAACCAGUGGUUAUUAAUUAUUCUGCCAUAAUAAAUGAAUUGUUCUGUAUGUUUCACAUGUAUUAAGCACAAGUGUGAUGCAGUUAUUUUAAACGCAAAAUACUAGAAAAUGAAUGUAAAGAAUGGAAAAUUAUAUUUUUUUUGCAUGAAGAUAAACUACUUACAAAAUUGCUUAAUAUCUCAGGACAAAAGAAUGAAUAAUCAUAUGUAAAACUGAUAAAUCAUAAGUUGGCUGUAUUUUCUUGACAGUUUUAAUUUUAAGAAAACACUACAAUGAUAAAAUGGAUCCUGACAGUCUUAAGCUCUCUCUUAAGUAUGCUGCCUAAUUCUGCCUGUGAAUCUACAAAUAAUCCUGUGAGAAUGAGUGCAGCAUCCAUGAGGACCAGUCCCCCGAAUGAGAAUCUCUUCACUGAGAACACAUUAAUAGUUGUACUACAGAGGUGCUGUACAUUUGAAAAUGUAAGCAAGCAUUUCUAAAUCUAGUCCCAAACACAAAGGGUUUUCAGGAGGUAAUAAUGCCAGUUAAGCAUUCAUCUGACCGCUCAGUUUACUUUUCCUUGUUAAAUCAUCGCAAUGAUUGCAUGGGGAGGGGGAAAUGGCUAUUUUUGGAGAAUUGCAUAUUCUACUUUCAAUUUUUGAAAAUCAAGGAAUUAAAAUAUUACUUUUUAAAUAUGCAUAGAUGUACCUUAACUGUAAUUAUAUUUUAGUUUGCUUUGUUAUAACAGCAUGAACAUCAAAUACAAAAUGCACUUAUGAAAACUUUUGUAAAAAAUAAAGUUUUUUUUUAUUUCUCAAAA